Messenger RNA from Dunckerocampus dactyliophorus (ringed pipefish), 2211 nucleotides. RefSeq names its product agmatine ureohydrolase (agmatinase) (gene agmat). The record is from RefSeq and is a predicted model, not a curated record. The transcript has 7 exons. Gene Ontology annotation, molecular function: agmatinase activity; metal ion binding. Lineage: Eukaryota; Metazoa; Chordata; Actinopteri; Syngnathiformes; Syngnathidae. Bases 216 to 1304 code for a protein of 362 amino acids.
UUAGACUAGAAUACCGAAACAAGUCAUGAUUAUUAAUGUUGAUCAAUUACAAUACGUAACACAGACAAUAAUACUUACUUUACAAAAUACAGUUAUUGGAAUUGGAAUUGUACUUUGUAAGGCGUGUGGUAUAUUUUAAAACAACCGACAGCCUCGGUAAAUGUCAAAAGUUGAAGUUUUACUUUUGUGUGGAGUUGAGCAGCAGUCGGCGAAGAAUGAUGUUGACAACUGCCAGUCGUUGCCCUCUUAUGUUUUCCACUUGGCUUACUGCACGUCCCUUCUCGCGACGACUUCGGCCGUCUGUUGGUGCCCCGGAAUGUGGAGUUUCAAGUGACAAUCCCAGCAGAAAAUGCUUCGGGAAACGCUUAAAUGUUCCACCAAGCGCCGAGUUUGUUGCGAGAGUGUCCGGAAUCCCCACAAUGGCCAAACUGCCUUUCCAGGACACCGUGGACGGCCUGGAUGCAGCCUUCAUUGGCGUUCCGAUUGAUACAGGGACCUCCAACCGACCCGGGGCCAGGUUUGGUCCCCGGCAGAUCCGAGUGGAAUCAGCCUUGCUGAGGGCUUAUAACAGUGGCACCAGGGCUGCUCCCUUUGAGUCUCUGGUGGUGGCUGACAUUGGGGAUGUAAAUGUGAAUAUGUACGACCUGAAGGACACAUGCAGACGCAUCAGGGAGGCCUAUAGAAAGAUCGUGGCCUUUGGCUGCAUUCCUCUGACUAUGGGUGGGGAUCACACAAUUACAUUUCCAAUCUUGCAAGCCGUUGCUGAGAAGUAUGGCCCAGUGGGGCUGAUCCAUGUGGAUGCUCACUCUGACACAAGCAAUGUGGUCUUGGGGGAAAAGAUAGGCCAUGGGACCCCGUUCAGGCGAUGUGUGGAGGAGGGCCUGCUGGACUGCAAGCGAGUGGUACAGAUCGGCCUGCGAGGUUCGGGCUACUCCGCUGAUUCGUACGAGUGGAGUCGGGCACAGGGGUUUCGGGUGGUACAAGCAGAGGAAUGCUGGUUCAAAUCACUGGCACCUCUCAUGGCUGAAAUCAGGGGUCAGGUAAGCAAUGGCCCCGUGUACCUCAGUUUUGACAUUGAUGCUCUGGACCCGGGCUUUGCCCCUGGAACAGGCACACCGGAGAUUGCUGGGCUCACUCCCAUACAGGGUGUGGAGAUCAUUCGCGGCUGCCGUGGACUAAGCCUUGUUGGAUGUGAUCUGGUUGAGGUGUCUCCGCCCUAUGAUACAACAGGAAACACUGCCCUGACCGGCGCCAACCUCCUCUUUGAAAUGUUGUGUGUCCUCCCAAAUGUGAAAUACUACUGAUCCUCAGUAACCCAAGCGCCUUUUUGGCAUGGUCAAGAUUUUUUGUACAUUUUGUACGAACAAGGUUUCAUGUACCAUACAAGGGGGGUGUCACAUGAGGAUGCAAUUAAAACACACACCUGUUGGAAAACUUCUACCAAAAGACUUAUGUAACAGCUGGGCCAACACACACAAAGUCUGCGAUUCACUACACUGUGUGGAUUUAUUUACUUUGGUCACUGUUGUCUGAUGGAUAUAAACUGGAGUUGAACAAAAUAUGCGUACGCCACUUCCAUUAUUUCACUUCGUUCAAAAUCCCAUUCGAUUUUAAUUGAAAUGAAUUUACUUGACAAACUCCUGAGUCCUUCUGUUCUAAAGUGUGUCCAGCUGAAAAGAGCGUGGACCGCCACAGAAAGCAGAAGCAUUUUAUGUAACUUGGCUGAUCUCUUGCUCAUUUAUCACAGCUGCUUCCUGCAGCUGUAGAGUCCUGCUCAAGUUGAACCCCAUCGCUGCAUACGCGGUGCUCGCUGAUGUUGAAGCACAGAACUGUAGCAGUGACGUCUUCCAUCCAUUACCUUAGGAUUGAGUGGGAAAUAAAACCAGAAUGCAUCAAAGCUGGGCAACAUGUUGAACCAUGCCAGACUGUGUGGAGCCUUGCAUGGUUUGAAGGUGUGAAUGUGACUUGUUGUUUGUGCAAGAUUCCAGCAAAUAUGUCUUUGUGGGAGUUGACAACACACCCUUAGAUGAAGACUCUUCGGACCUGAUCUACGAAGAUCCCAAAUAAAGAGCGUGGGCCUGUUGCGGGUGAUCCACUAUGAUUGCAUGCAUCAUUUUUAACAGGUGCAAAAGUGGACCGGACUGCCCUAAUUAAAUUAAGAUUGUUCGUGCUGUGUCGGCUGUCACAACGGUGAGUUUGGUAGAGCAGAGU